AGCACACUUAUCUGCGAUAGCGCCUCUUGUUGAUGACGAACUUGUCAACUGUGGCGCUUCUCUCUUUAGCUAACAUGUUUCUCCUGUAAAGACUGGUGCAGAAUAGUCAUGGCUUUGAAUCACCUGAAUCUGCUGCGACCCUUUCUGUGUCGGUCCCUGGCACGGCCUGCCAGGUCUCCACUCACAGUCACAUCAUGGGUCGGUUUCAUACCACCGAUUUGUCCUGGUGCCUCCCUCCACCCUGCUCCUGCAUGCAUCAGGCUCUAUGCCACCAAGAAAGCAAAAGCCAAGGCAAAGGGCCAGUCAGCUAAGGUGAAUAUUAAUUCAUCUUUGGUGGAAGACAUCAUCAGUCUGGAUGAAGUGAAGGAGGACAUGACCGCAGUCCUCAAUGCACUCAAAGAUGAGUUCACACGUAACCUCAGCAUCCGAACCUCGCCAGGGGCUCUGGAUCACAUUGUGGUGACGACUCAAGAUGGGAAGUUUCCUCUGAACCAGCUGGGUCAGAUCUCCAUGAAGUCCCCUCAAGUCAUUAUGGUCAACAUGAGCAGCUUCCCUGAAGCUACAGCGGCGGCCACCCGCGCCCUGAGAGAGAGCAGCAUGAACUUAAACCCAGAGGCGGACGGGACGAUCAUCAAGGUGCCCGUUCCCAAAGUGACACGGGAACACAGAGAAAACCUUGCCAAGUUGGCCAAACAAUUCAGCAACAAGGCUAAAGACUCUCUGAGGAGAGUGCGCUCCAAUUCUGUCAGCCAGGUGAAAAAGGCAAAAGAGGGUCACUCUGAAGACACAAUACGACUCGUAGAAAAACAGAUUCAACAGAUGGCAGACAACAUUGCUGCGGAAAUCGACAAACAACUCGCAGUCAAGACCAAAGAACUUUUAGGAUAACUGUAAGAAAAGAAAACCAUUAAGUCUCCAGUUACAUAUUUCAGCAUCGAUAAGACGAAAGUGAACCUGUUGGUAACAGAGACUGGAUCAUGUUGGCUUCUGAAUCAUCCACAGACGCACGUUUUGGUCUGCUGAAUCUUUUCUUCUUGACCACACUGUUGGGUACCCAUCACUGCCGUGCGAUAUUUGCGUCCAGCUGCGUAAAGGCGUAAACAGAAACUGGCACGGAAACGGCAACGACGACGACCGACUGCCUGUCACCUCCCUCCUCUUCCUUGUUACUCUCCCCAUCUUCAAACAAACAUCCAACAGGGGACGAAUGGCCUUUUAAUGGGAUUUGUGGGCCUCCUCCUCAUCAAACUCCUCGCCACAGGGGCUGUCUGUUUAUACAAAGCAAGCGCACCCAUCCGAAUGUAAACUGGCUGCGGGUUUUCCUUGGUGGCAAGAGUAAGACGCAGUUUGUUCUCGAAACUUAGGCAGAUACCAUUAGCGUGUUGCCAAACAUUUGUUUCGCAUUGAUUCUCAGUCUGGUAAAAAUGCACAUCAGGAGGGAGGGAAAAAGAGCCUUUAAUUUCUGUCCAUGUCUAGGAUUGAUAACAUGGCUACUCUAUUUUAAACACAAUAAAGUCAGGAAAGACACAUUAUUGAUGGACCCCAUUAAAGAAACACUGCUUUGAAGCAUGUGCGUCAUCUUGUUCUCUCUUGUUUUCUUUUCAUUUGCUUUACUUUUUGGUUUAAAGCCGGCCCCUUGCUCCAUUAGCUGGAGUGAUAAUGGACUUUUCCUGUGCAGGGACCUUCAGGGGGCCCCGGCUGCUGGCACCGUGGUCGUCCAUUAGGAAAAAGAGGCUUUUAAUGUUCUACACUUGGCCUCCUUUGUCUUUAAAUAGCUUCACUUUUCAGACUUGCAGCUGAGAAUAGCUGGUUUGCAGGAGCUGUUGAAACCAAGUCAAUAACAGGAAUAGUUGGAGCGAAGGAAGAAAAGCACACGCACAUUGUGUCCGGCUCUGCUUUCAUCUGCCCUCUGUUUAUACCAGCUGGAGGCUUUCUGUGCCAUUAUGUGGCUGGUGUCAUCAUCUUUAUCAUGAUUUCUUUUGCUCCUUCCGCUACUGGUCACAGGCAGCCCGCAAGUCAGACAGGCUUUAUUUUUAGUCUGCCCACACUUGAUCUCACAGCCACACAGUCAUUUGAUGACUGCAGCCACUCUGCAGCUGCUAAUUACAUUUUUAUUGCAAUGCAUUCUCACUUCUCCAAAUUGGAUUUAGGAAUAGGUGGCGUCGCCGGUGUCACUGGGGGUUUUACUGUGCGUGGUUUUAAUGUCCAGAGUCCUCUGUCUGUGUCUGCUAUUUAAUGGUCCAAACAGUCCAGAGUCACUGGAUAAACAAGAGUUUAGCAGAGGAGUGGACAGGCUGGGACAGAGGAGGGCGGGGUGGAAAUGUCAGGUUUUUGUGGUGAUUCUUGGUCCAUAUGUCAGCAAUUUGAGGGCAUUGUGUACCUUGGCCUAAAACAGAGGCUUCAUGAUCGAUGGAGGGGAGAAAAAUCUCCCAAAGUCCCUGGCGCACAACACAGGCAAAGCACAAGGAAAUUGCUUUCAGCUGAUAGCUUCAUUUCGGCUGACAUUUAUCAACUGAAUUACCCCUGUUCCUUUUUGAAUGUUUACUACUACCAGCAGCGCUGCCUUUUUUUUUUUUUUUUUUUUUUUUGACGUACACGUCUGCGACCGUCCGGCGUUAGCGUGUGAGACCGCGCUUGUUUGCCAACAAGAGAGCGGUGGAGAUUUUGUCUCUGUGGAAGUUUGGCUGUAUCCUUUGGCGACGCCUCAAAAAAAUAUACAAGGCCAAAUUAGUUCGGUAAACGUUUGAUUUGAUAGGGCAGGCCUUUAUUCACAGCUGGCACAAAGCGCAAACAUGCUGUUUGUAAGAGUUGUUUUCGUUCUUUUUGCAAGAAGGGUGAAAGUUUGCAUCCUAAAUAUUAGAAAGGUCACAUUCAGUAGCAUUUCCUGUAAAAAUACAUAGAACUUAAGAUGAAUUCAUCCUCUACUGCAGUGUAACGUACUCACA
Molecule: messenger RNA, 2945 nt
Organism: Poecilia latipinna (sailfin molly)
Lineage: Eukaryota; Metazoa; Chordata; Actinopteri; Cyprinodontiformes; Poeciliidae
Gene: mrrf
Product: mitochondrial ribosome recycling factor
Exons: 7
Coding region: 109-888 (259 amino acids)
Biological process (GO): translation
Cellular component (GO): mitochondrion
Molecular function (GO): ribosomal large subunit binding
Source: RefSeq, a predicted model, not a curated record